Molecule: messenger RNA, 2292 nt
Organism: Anguilla anguilla (European eel)
Lineage: Eukaryota; Metazoa; Chordata; Actinopteri; Anguilliformes; Anguillidae
Product: protein yippee-like 3
Exons: 5
Coding region: 627-986 (119 amino acids)
Source: RefSeq, a predicted model, not a curated record
UUUUUUUUAAAUUUUUACUAUUGAUAGCUACGCCAGCUUUAUUUGUGUAUCUGUAGACUAACUGAGCUGUGGUAUCGAUAUCUUCAGCCGAAGUGAUACAAGUUCGCGCUAAUAGUCCCCUACUAGUCUAGCUAAUAUUCGUUGCUAUUUUGCGCAGGUUUUUUUAUUUUGUACAAAAAAUAGCUAACUUUUGUGUUCAUAACCGUGCUAACUCUUUGUUUUUUCUCUCCAUGUGUGGUGGAGGCUGUGAACUGUCAUGCUAUUUUGUGCGACGUUUCCGUGUGUACACUGCAUCUCAAGUUAGCUAGCUAGCUUUUGUUAUUAACGCAGGGGUGCACAACAAGGGCCGAUCCGUUUCAGGAUCUUGUGCCAACUUCUGCUUUAUUUAAUUAGAGUCUAGCUCAAUCAUAUAUUGAUCUGACAUUUGUAUCAGCAGCAGAUACAACCACAGACCUUAAGUGUACCCUAAAGCUUUUACUGUGCUGCUUGCGUAGUUUUUGUUGUUGUCAAAACUGAAACUAAGGUAGUCUAAUUGGUCGGAUCAAAAACCAGCAUGCAGCCCUACCCUCCAAGAUGGAGUGGUGCACCCCGGGCCUAACGUUGCACGAUCCAAGAAGCUUUCAGACAUGGUGAAACUGACCAAGGCCAAGACUUUUCAGGCAUACCUGGACUUCUGUCAUCGCAGGUACAGCUGUGUACACUGCCGCGCUCACCUGGCCAACCACGAUGACCUCAUCUCCAAGUCUUUCCAGGGAAGCCAGGGACGGGCCUACCUUUUCAACUCUGUGGUGAAUGUGGGGUGUGGUCCAGCUGAGGAAAGAUUGCUUCUGACAGGCCUGCAUGCUGUGGCAGAUAUCUACUGUGAGAGCUGUCACACCACACUGGGCUGGAAAUAUGAGCAAGCAUUUGAGUCCAGUCAGAAGUACAAGGAGGGGAAGUUCAUCAUCGAGCUCUCUCACAUGAUCAAGGAUAAUGGAUGGGACUGAGCAGAGUCUAUGUUUCUGUCCAUUUAUUCUGUGUCCAAUUAAGAACACAGCCUCUCUGUCACCAAGUCACUUUCAUUCUCACCGAUUCUGUCCAGAAUUGUAACUUUUGCUUUAGAAACUUUGUUAUGGCUGGUCUUUCAUGACUGAUGCUUGCACCACUGCCAUUGUCAGUGUUUACCGAGUGCUGUGUCUCACACCGACUCAUCUCAUGUUAAUAGUUUCUGAAUGGCCUGCUGAAUAGUUAAAACAGUGGCAUGCAUUUAAUUAUUUACGAAGACAUCAGUAUGCACAGUAUGCUUUGAAUGUUUUCAUAAGAUUAUUUUAAAAUAUAAACUCCCAUACCAACAUUUCAGUGAGUUCACAUUUGAUCUUCGUAGUUUUCAUGAAUUUCGAAUUCCUAGAAAUAUGAAAGAAAACAUUUUUUUUUAAUUGUCGCAUCCAGGUUGUUUAAUUCCAUGUUUUUAGUAAAAAUAUUAAAUUUUCAUGUUUUUUUGUUGUUGAAUAUUUUAAUUAUGUAGUACUCCAUGAUUGAUUUUAUAUUAUUUUAAAUUUUGAUUAACGUGUGGGGGUGGAGGGGAUUUGAGUGGUUGAUGGUGACUGAUUUAAAUUUUUUGUGUUGUGAUGACGUGUUGCUAUGACCACUAUGAAUUAUAUUUUAUUACCAUAUGUGCAAUGUAAGAGAAUGUAGAAAAGUUUCAGGUGGAAUGUUUGUUUGGGUAUUAAGUGCAAUAUUUGUGACUGAUCACAUUAGGUUGGGCAAUGGAAGAUGGUUCAGUCCUUGUGAAAUGCUGUUUCUUAAAUUGCCCCAGUAGCCAGGUUUAUUUGGCUUGAAUGGCAAUUUAUCAGUGCUUUCAAGCAUUUUAAGACCCCUCUUAUGGAGCUCCCCCCUUCCAGGUGUAUGUAUGAAUGGUUUGUGUGUCUUCACACUGUAUAAUAUGUAUUGGUAUUAUUACGCCAAUUGUUUUUCAUUGCUUAUGCCGUUGAAACUCACUGGUUGGCAGUUUGCCCAAAUGUCACAAAAUGUGGCUUGUCAGGGUGAUUUCAUUGUGUCACAUUGUUUAUACCAUAUGAAAUUUCUGUACUCUUGUCAAACAAUUUUUUAUCACUUAAGUUGAAGGAUACUGGGUUUGGCUCGUGUGUAGUUUGCUGCUUCUUUUGUUGUGUGUUCUUUUUUGUGUGCAAAUAACUUCUGCUUCACCUUGUGUAAGGUAUAUUGCCAAAAACAAUUAAAUGUGGUUAAUAAUUUUAAGUGCUUUAUAUUUGUGGGGAAAAGUCAAUUUGGUAAAUAAAGCCUUGUUGAAAAUGU